AUGAGGACCGGAACAUUGUACACGAACACAACCGCGGACGAGCGCACCGGCACGUGACAGUCUCGCGGCGAGUGGCGGGAGACCGGAGGGGAUAAGGUGACACAGCAUCGUACUGGAUAAGGCAAAAAUCCAACAUAACGGAAAAACCUCCGAUUGACGGCUAGGCCGACGGAUGUUAGCAGCUUCGUGCUACUGAGCUGUAGUUGCCAUGGCGUCGUCAGUACGUGUCCCGUCGGUCUUCUCCUCUGCUCCGUCCUCCGCUUGCAGUUUUAGAAGGUUCGGAGGGUAUUCAACCGUCUCAUUUGGUUUCACUUCGUGGGAAUCUGAAAGGAGGAAGGGCUUCCAGAAGCUCGCGGUAUCCGUCUCCGCUGCAGCGGCGGAUUCCCCUCCGAGCACAGUCCUCGUCACCGGCGCCGGCGGCCGAACCGGUCAAAUAGUUUACGAGAAAUUAAAGGAGAGAUCGGGCCAGUUCACCGCAAGAGGUCUAGUAAGAACACAAGAGAGCAAGGAGAAAAUCGGGAAUGCUGACGAUCUCCAUGUUGGAGACAUAAGGGAUGCUGGCAGUAUUGUUCUGGCAUUCCAAGGCAUUGAUGCUCUCAUAAUCCUAACUAGUGCGGUUCCCAAGAUGAAACCUGGGUUUGAUCCGAGCAAAGGUGAAAGGCCCGAGUUUUACUUCGAAGAAGGAGCCUUUCCUGAGCAGGUGGACUGGAUAGGGCAGAAGAAUCAAAUUGAUGCAGCUAAAUCUGUUGGGGUGAAGCAAAUCGUGUUGGUCGGCUCCAUGGGUGGAACAGAUAUUAAAAACCCUUUGAACAACAUAGGCAAUGGGAAUAUACUGGUUUGGAAGCGGAAGGCUGAGCAGUACUUGUCUGAUUCUGGCAUUCCUUACACAAUUAUAAGGGCAGGAGGCUUGCAAGAUACAGUCGGGGGAAUCCGUGAGUUGCUUGUGGGAAAAGACGAUGAACUUCUUCAAACACAAACAAGAACCAUUGCCCGGGCUGAUGUGGCAGAAGUUUGUAUUCAGGCUCUGCUGUUUGAGGAGGCAAAAUUUAAGGCACUUGAUUUGGCCUCAAAACCUGAAGGUGAUGGUACUCCAACGAAGGAUUUCAAAGCCCUCUUUUCCAAAGUAACAGCCCGAUUUUGAAUUUGAGUGUGAAGCAUCGGUGAUCAACCAGUAGAGAGUAGUAAAACUCCUCACUACAACUAGAGAGCUGGGUUUUCUGCAUAAAUCAGAAAAAGGUGCAGGAGGAUGUUUUUGUGCCAGAACCUCGUACAGAGAUUUCUCGGCCAUCUGAAGAUCCAGGGAGUCUUGGAGCAUAUGUGAUUCCUCAUCUAUGUCCUCUUCCAUGAGGAUCUGAUUAAUGUAUCUGAGGACAGCGUCCGGGAAAUCGCUGUCUUCUGAACAAUGUUGCUUGUGUACCUGACUUGACCAUUGCAUCGAAUUGUCUGAGGUUGGCUUCUGUGGAAUAUGUUGGAGUUCUCUGCAGCUGCCAUCAGCCUCGAAUGUACUGAAACUCUGUCCGGUGCCAAUUCUCUUCAUGUUGACAGACAUGGAUCCGUCACCGACUAUCGGAAAUGCUCCAGUUUGGGGACAAUCCAUAUAAUCAUGCAACCCAAUCAGAUUGCUAGUCUCAAAUCUACAAGCAGUUUAAUUCA
Punica granatum (pomegranate) is the source of this 1653-nucleotide messenger RNA. NCBI's taxonomy places the organism in Eukaryota, Viridiplantae, Streptophyta, Magnoliopsida, Myrtales, Lythraceae. The record is from RefSeq and is a predicted model, not a curated record.